Messenger RNA from Salmo salar (Atlantic salmon), 2057 nucleotides. Lineage: Eukaryota; Metazoa; Chordata; Actinopteri; Salmoniformes; Salmonidae. The record is from RefSeq and is a predicted model, not a curated record.
AUGUGGAUUGAUGAUGGGACUGGUGCUGGAUCUGCAGAAGGAAGGAACGACAACCUGAGGAGCAAGCAGGCACGCCAGGGAGUCCUAGACCUGGGGGUGCUAACAUCCAUUCUUUCUGUGUGGGUGCAUGUGUGUGUGCAUGCAUGCCUCUUUGUGUGUUUCUCAGGGUGUCGUACGGAGUGGGAUGAGGUCAGGUGCUGGUACCGGGCUGAUGUGGGCCAGAUUGUCAAUGUGUCUUGCUCAGACAUCUCACUGCUCUUCGCCAACAAAGGCUACAUCUUCAGGAACUGUACGAAGGAUGGCUGGACAGAGCUGUACCCUACUUAUGAGGAGGCGUGUGAGUUCGCAGAGGAGUCAGAGACAGGAUCAGAGACAACAUACUUUUUGACCAUCAGUCAGGUGUACACUGCUGGAUACGCCACCUCCCUCAUCUCCCUCAUAUCAGCCAUUUUUGUCUUCGCUGUGUUCAGGAAGUUCCACUGUACCAGGAACUACAUCCACAUCAACCUCUUCUCCUCAUUCAUCCUGAGAGCCAGUGCCGUCUUCAUCAAGGAUGGGGUUCUUUUUGCUGAUGAGAACUUCGACCACUGCUUCAUGUCCACUACGGCGUGUAAAUCAGCAGUGGCGUUCUUCCAGUUCAGCAUCCUGGCUAACUACUUCUGGUUGCUGGUCGAGGGCAUGUACCUCCAGACCCUCCUUGCCCUCACCUUCGUCUCACACAAUAAGUACUUCUGGUGGUACAUACUCAUCGGCUGGGGUCUCCCAACCACAAUAUUGUUGGUGUGGGUUCUGACACGAAACUUCUAUGAUAACAGAGGUUGCUGGGACGACACCGAUGUGGCCUUCAUUUGGUGGAUUAUCAAAGGGCCUAUAACUGCAUCACUGCUGGUCAACUUCAUCAUCUUCAUUAAUGUGAUCCGUAUUCUGGUCCAGAAGCUAAAAUCUCCCGGUGUCAGGGGCCACAACACAGGCCACUUCAUGAGGCUGGCUAAGUCCACCCUGUUCCUGAUCCCUCUGUUUGGGAUGCAUUACAUGGUGUUUGCCUUCCUACCAGAGAACACAGGAAAGGAGGCACGCAUCUUCAUAGAGCUGGGUCUGGGAUCCUUCCAGGGCUUUGUUGUGGCUCUGCUCUACUGUUUCCUGAAUGGAGAAGUGCAGGCGGAGCUGAAGAAGCGUCUGUGGAAGUGGCAGACGGAGGGCUAUAUGAGCUACAGUAGGACAAGACGCACCCUCUUCACAGAGAGCUCCACCGUCACACAGAUCUCUGUGCUGGAGAAGUCCUCCCCCAGUGAGCUGCCCUGCAUCAGUGAUACACACACACUCACCGACACACACACACACAGCUCUGUCUCAAUCUGUGACGACACACACACAACUCUGACACACAACUCUGAUUCCACCUGCACCGACACACUCACACACACUGUCUGAGUGAACAAAAAAUAGAUCUCUCUCUUUUCCUUCUCCUUCUCCUGCAAUCCCCAAAUAUCAGAUAGAACUGCCUCUAGAGAGGUCUCUCUUUGAAUUAUGUUCUAUAGAUUGAGGUAUCUGUUGUGUUGACUGAUUGGCUUGGCUGGGGGGUUCCACAGACUGACGAAAAACUCCACCGAAAAAUCCUUGAGUCCCUAUAUCUCAAUUGCCACAGUUUGACCAGAUUCCCAACUGAAGCAAUCCUUAUAGUAUCUACAAUAUACAGUAUGUUUCAUAGUACAAUGAUAUACACAGCCUUGUGUGUCAGGGCAUUUCGAACGGUGCUGUGUUUUGGUGGUUUGCUGGUAUUUUUGCCAGACAUGGGCUUGCUGGCUGUGUGCUCUAGUCACGAGACUCUAGUGGACUGUGCUUGUAUCCAGAGUAGUAAGAAAUCAAACAGUGUCUGCGUCUGAAAUGGCACCUUAUUCCCUAUAUAGUCCAUGUUCAACUGACCUCUCUCCCCUCAUCAACCUGAAGUGUACAGAGAAGAACGACCACUUAUCAGUGGUGGAAAAAGUACCCAAUUUUCAUACUUGAGUAAAAGUAAAUGAUACCUUAAUAGAAAACGACUGAAGUAAAUUUGAAAG